UUUGACACCAAGUUAGUCGACAAAACAAAAACAGUGGCUGAUGCUGUUGUUCGAUUUCACAUUCAAAUUUUUUCCCAAAAUUUUACAACAUAAACGCAAGAAAAGCAGUAUUGGUAUUCAGUGUUACUAAUAGCAUUUAGUGCAAAAUGAGUAACAUUUACAUUCAGGAACCGCCGACAUCCGGAAAGGUCCUACUCAAAACCACAGUCGGUGACAUCGAUAUCGAACUGUGGUCCCGCGAGUGUCCGCUGGCAUGUCGGAACUUUAUCCAGCUGUGCAUGGAAGGGUACUACAAUGGGACGCUGUUUCACCGAGUUGUGCGCGGAUUCAUUGUCCAAGGUGGCGAUCCCAACGGAGACGGAACCGGCGGAGAAUCGAUUUACGGUCACCCGUUCCGCGAUGAGUUCCACUCGAGAUUGCGGUUUAUGCGGCGAGGAUUGGUAGCAAUGGCCAAUUCCGGAAAGAACGACAAUGGGUCGCAGUUUUUCUUCACCAUGGGCGCCACACCGGAACUGCAGAAUAUGCACACGUUGUUUGGGAAAGUGGCUGGCGACACGAUUUAUAAUAUGCUGAAGUUGGAGGAGGGCGAGAUUUACGAGAAUGAGCGACCGCAUUUCCCACACAAAAUCUUGAAGGCGGAGAUUUUGAGCAACCCCUUUCCGGAUAUUGUGCCAAGAGUGCUGAAGGCCAAAAAGUCUGGUGAAGAGAAACAAAAGAAAAAGAAGGAAAAGGGCGUCAAGAACUUCGGGUUGCUGUCGUUUGGUGACGAGGCAGAAGAGGAGGAACAGGAGACGACGGAGUUUGUGCAACGGAACUUUGCCGGAAAGGGAAAGAGUUCGCAUGACGUGUUGGAUGAUCCGCGAUUGAGCAAGCAAGCGGUGAAAGUAGUGGAGGGGAGCGAGGAGAAAAACAAAACUCGGAAAGACUCGAGCUCCGAUUCGGAAGAUGAAGAAUCAAAAUCAAAGACAUCUGGUCGUGAUAAGCAACUUGUUCUACAGGAAGCCACAAGCGUCCGGGAAAAGUUGAAGAAAAGAAACAAAGAAGAACCCAAACCCCAGUCCUCAUCCGAUUCAGAUUCAGAUUUCGGCUUGGAGAGUGAACGGAAAAAGGUAAAACAAGAGCAAGCGGCGAAAAUACGAGAGGAAAUCAGUAAGCUUAAAAAAGACUAUCAAUCGGACAAGAAGAAAGAACGACAUCAGGAAGAGGUGGUCGUGAAAAAGAAGGAAGCUAAAAAUGAAGUUAUGAAGGAAUUCUUGUCUGUUCAAGAACAAUACUCCGAGAAAAAGAAACAGGUGCCCAAAAAGGGCAGUUCGAGGGAAAAUUUCACUCUCCAAUUACUGGAAAAGUUCAAAAGCAAAUUGCACAACAUCAAAGACGCGGCUGACGACGAGGAGGCCAGUGGAAGCAAGGAGGAAACCAACGAGGAGGAAGACAUCAAGGGAGAUAACUGGCUAUCGCAUCGGUUACAGUUCGAGAAGAACGAUCCCAUUUUGGCAAAGGAUGCCGCAACGAAGGACGACGAUUGGUACGACGUUUACGAUCCGAGAAAUCCGUUGAACAAACGGAAACGUGGCGAAAAAUCGAGCGGAAGGAUAAACCUAAGAAGUAAGCCUGGUAAGUAUUUGUUUUAUGUUUAGUUUAUUCAUUUUAAUCUAUGUGUGACAAAAAUAUCUAUGCUAAAUAAUUGAAAACCACGAGCAGUAAUAUAUUAGCAUGGAACGCAAAAGAAAUUCCUCGAGCAGUUGAUGAAUAAGUUAAAAUAUUGCAGCAUAUAAAAUGUAUAU
Aedes aegypti (yellow fever mosquito) is the source of this 1784-nucleotide messenger RNA. Its product is annotated as peptidyl-prolyl cis-trans isomerase CWC27 homolog. The transcript has 3 exons. Gene Ontology annotation, cellular component: catalytic step 2 spliceosome. NCBI's taxonomy places the organism in Eukaryota, Metazoa, Arthropoda, Insecta, Diptera, Culicidae. The record is from RefSeq and is a predicted model, not a curated record. Gene Ontology annotation, biological process: protein folding; protein peptidyl-prolyl isomerization. Bases 147 to 1637 code for a protein of 496 amino acids. Gene Ontology annotation, molecular function: peptidyl-prolyl cis-trans isomerase activity.